UUCACUCCUGUGAAACUCACAGUUUCUGUACAUUGUGUUAGAGCUUGGGUCAAAUGAAGAAAACCAUGUGACGGAUGGCGUCUGAAGCUCCAGAAAGAGCUGUAACAUGUUGCACAAUAACAUCGACAGUUGACGCAGCACAUCUGAACAAAGAUAUUACAGAUUUAAUAAUGACACACGCUUCUUGGACUUUUAUUGCACACGUAUGAGACUAAAACUGAGACUAAAAGAGGUGUUGUAGAGCUUUUUUGCUCCAGUCUUGUCCCUGUACUGCUGAGUUUGAAGCCCUGAAGUUUGGAGUAGUGUUCAGCACAAAGAGAAAAAAAGCCCCAAAGCUUCAUAUGGCUUCACUCAGCCAUCACUAGUGGAAACGUGGGCAAAGUGGUGCUACAAUGUACCAGUAAAUGAUGAGGGCUUAAAAUGUAAGCACAUUAUCUGCUGUGAAGUAGAGAGCCACACUACCUUGCAAUUCAACAUGUAUAGUGGUGCCACGUUAAGGUUUUAUUAUAUUAUUACUUAAUACUUCAUUAUUUUUUAGUUUAAAUCUCUGUUUUUAUAACACAUUAAUUACAAAAUGUCAAAGUAAAAAGUAUUUAAUAACCUGGAAUGUAACAAAACUUUACAAAAAACAAAAACCAGUACAUCUUGCGACAAGGACGUCUGAUCAAGAAACUCAUGUUACAGUCGGGAAAGCGUUUGUUUCCAAUCCCAGUGGCUCCACUGCGCCUGCGCCUGCGCCUACCUGGCCAAUCACUACCAACUCUCGUUGAGACACAUAUCGUGUCGCGAUAGUUCAUGGGAGCUGUGGAUUCAAACUGCGGCGGUUUGACUGACUGUGUUGACUACGGAUAGUUGACAAGAUGGCAGCAGAAGAUGAGAUCCAGCGGCUGAGGAGCCAGUUGAGGGAGAAGGAGGAGCAGGUCCAUCAGGCUGCCCAGGCUGGCUUGGAUCUCCUUAACCAGCAGAUGGAACUGCAGAACCGGCUGGAUGAACAGAGAGUGGAGAUGACCAACGCGCUCGAGGCCCUCGAGCAGGACAAGUACUCCCUGCAGAAGGAGGUAGAGUUAAAGAGUCGGAUGCUCGAGUCACUGCAGUCGGACUAUGACUGCGUGAAGAACCAGCAGAGACAGCAGCUUCAGGAACAACAAGAACAUCUGGAGAGGAGAAACAGCACCGCACUCAGUGAGCUCAAUAACAAGAUGCUGAGGUUGCAGUCGGCUCUGGAAGAAUCCCAGCUGAAUGAGAAGCAGCUGAAACACAAGCUUGAGGUGCAGACAGAGACUCUCAAUAACAAGAUGGAGGAGCUGCGAGGUCUGAAUGAACACACCCAGAGCUCCUUGACAUCUGAGAUGAUGGAGGUGCAGAUGAAGAUCAUGGACCUGGAGAACAUCAAGCUGGACUUGGAGCAGACUCUGCAGGAGUCUCAGUACAGAGAGCAGCAGCUAGAGCUGACCAAUAGCAGCCUGCAGCGCCACCUGGAGCGAAUCACAGAGGAAAAAGAGGAGAGGGAGAAGGAGGCUGUCUCCUGGUUUAAUGCAUUAGAGAAAUCUCGUGAGGCUAACCGGGACCUCCAGAUCCAGUUGGACCAGGUUUUACAAGAGGCCCAGGAUCCAAACAGCAAAGGGAACUCCCUUUUUGCUGAGUUGGAAGAUAGGCGUGCAGAGAUGGAGAGGCAGCUCAUCAGUAUGAAGGUCCAGUAUCAGUCCCUGCAGAAACAGUACGCCUUCAGCAAACAGCAGCUGCAACGCAUGAAGGUCCAGAUAGCCACUCUGAUGCAGCUCCAGGGUUCCAGGGCUGAUCCUGCCCAGCUGGAGAGGCUCCAGUCCAUGCUCUCAGAGAAAAAUGGAGAGAUCCAAAACCUAAUGACAAAACUGCAGAGGCUGGAGAAGGUGGAGAUGAUGAUGAAGUCUCAGCCAGCUAAUCCUGCUCCAGCAGAGAGCGGUGACGGCCAGGAUGAAACUUACUACACUGACCUCCUCAAAAUGAAGCUUAACAACACUGUUAAGGAUGCAGAGCGUCUAGGAGAUGAGCUUUCCCUGCAGAGGAUGAAGUCUUUGUCAGAGAGUCAGAGAGCUUUGGAGCUGGAGAGGAAACUGUUCUCAUCUGAACGGCUGCUCAAACAGGCUCAGAGUGACAAGAUCAAACUGCAGCUACGAGUAGAAGAGCUCCAGCACAAAUAUGAACCAAAAGAGGGGAAAAAGAAUCUGCUCCAGAAGAGAAAGAAAGAGAAACUUCCUGUUGGCAUCAUACCCUCCUCUGAGGAGGCCACGCUUGACAAGGGUGAGCAGGUUGUUGCCGUGGAGAUGGACGUCACAGCUACUAAAACUGCAGAGCCUGAAGCCGACCCCUCUCCCACGGCUGAGGCAGCGAUCUCCACACAAAGCGUGCGCAUCGGAGGUUCAGAACCUGAGCCGCGACCUGCCAAGUGUGUGAAGAUCAGUGGAGAUGAGCCUGUGGUGAUUCCUGAUCCAAGCUCUCCUGUGUCUGACUGUAAAGAGAUGGAGCUGGAGGAGAACCAGCAGCAGAACAAGAGAGAGGACAGAAGAAAGAAAAGAACAGUGGAGAUGAUCCACGUCAGCUCUAACAGCAGUAUGGAGAACCAGUGUGCACAGCAGUAGGACUCAUCUGAACAUGUGGAUGUAUAUAUGUGUCUGAUAUUCUUUGAAAAAGUAUUGUAUCUUUUUUUUAUUCAAAUAUUCUAAUUCUUUUACCUGUAGCUUUUCUCCUGACUUCACUGUAUUUGUUCUAUACUGUCAAUAUAUUUAAAUGUUACAGUAUUAAAAAUGUUUUGAAACAUA
Dicentrarchus labrax (European seabass) is the source of this 2798-nucleotide messenger RNA. It is a transcript of the gene spdl1, whose product is annotated as spindle apparatus coiled-coil protein 1. NCBI's taxonomy places the organism in Eukaryota, Metazoa, Chordata, Actinopteri, Moronidae. The transcript has 14 exons. The record is from RefSeq and is a predicted model, not a curated record. Gene Ontology annotation, molecular function: kinetochore binding. Gene Ontology annotation, cellular component: spindle pole; outer kinetochore. The coding region runs from base 861 to 2618 and encodes 585 amino acids. Gene Ontology annotation, biological process: mitotic spindle assembly checkpoint signaling; mitotic metaphase chromosome alignment; protein localization to kinetochore.